Molecule: messenger RNA, 987 nt
Organism: Camellia sinensis
Lineage: Eukaryota; Viridiplantae; Streptophyta; Magnoliopsida; Ericales; Theaceae
Product: caffeoyl-CoA O-methyltransferase
Molecular function (GO): S-adenosylmethionine-dependent methyltransferase activity; O-methyltransferase activity
Source: RefSeq, a predicted model, not a curated record
GUUCACUUCCCAUACAUAUCUAUUAUUCAAAACCCAGAGAUCAGAAGAAAAGAAAAAAAAAAACAGAGAGAAGAGAUUUUGGUAAUGGCGACCAAUGCGGAAAUCAAUGGGCAAAAUAAGGAGAACCAAGCUGGAAGGCACCAAGAAGUUGGCCACAAGAGUCUCUUGCAAUCUGAUGCCCUUUACCAGUACAUACUUGAAACAAGCGUUUAUCCAAGAGAGCCUGAACCCAUGAAACAACUCCGACAGUUGACUGCAAACCACCCUUGGAACAUCAUGACAACCUCUGCUGAUGAAGGCCAGUUCUUGAACAUGCUCCUCAAGCUCAUCAACGCCAAGAACACAAUGGAAAUAGGUGUUUACACCGGUUACUCUCUCCUCGCCACCGCCCUUGCUCUCCCCCAUGACGGAAAGAUAUUGGCUAUGGACAUCAAUCGCGAAAACUACGAAUUGGGUCUCCCUAUAAUUCAAAAAGCCGGUGUAGCUCACAAGAUUGAUUUCAGAGAAGGCCCUGCCCUCCCUGUUCUCGACCAAAUGAUUGAGGAUACUGAAUAUCAUGGGUCGUUUGAUUUCAUUUUUGUGGAUGCUGACAAGGACAACUACCUUAACUACCAUAAGAGGCUGAUUGAUCUUGUGAAGGUCGGGGGAUUGAUUGGCUAUGACAACACCCUCUGGAAUGGAGCUGUGGUGGCACCACCUGAUGCCCCGCUCAGGAAGUAUGUCAGGUACUACAAGGAUUUCGUGUUGGAGCUGAACAAGGCCUUGGCUGUUGAUCCAAGGAUUGAGAUUUGCCAGCUUCCUGUUGGUGAUGGGAUCACUCUGUGCCGCCGCAUCAGCUGAUCAUCAACCUGAACCAGGGCCAGGGGCAUUGUUGUUGUUUACUUAUAUUUGUUUUCAUUGUUCUCAUUGUUCAGUAGUUCUGGAUGUGAAGAUUCCAAAUUACAAAAAAAAUCCCUGAGUUUAAUGUGUUUUUCAAUUUAAACAUGG